Oryza sativa Japonica Group (Japanese rice) is the source of this 902-nucleotide messenger RNA. The record is from RefSeq and is a predicted model, not a curated record. NCBI's taxonomy places the organism in Eukaryota, Viridiplantae, Streptophyta, Magnoliopsida, Poales, Poaceae.
CCCCUCCUCCUUUCAUUCCCCAUCCUCCUCUCUCUCUCUCUCUCUCGCUCCCUCCCUCCCGCGCGUGCCGCCGCCGCCGCCGCCGCCACCGCCCGCCCCCCUCGUCCGCCGCGCGCGCGUGCCGACGAGGAGUUCUCCUCACUCCCUCUCAGCCCCUCCCAAUCCGAGAAGCAGGAUCGGUGGGCUGCUGUCCAGCAAUGAUGUCGAUGGCCUCCACCACCGCCAGCCCCUUUUGCCCUUCACCCAUGCCCAGAGGACGCAAAUGCACAGUUCGAGUUCAAGCUGGAGCUGCCGGAGCGGAUGCAUCUGAUAAGUCGCUCGAGAUUAUGCGCAAAUUCUCUGAGCAGUACGCCCGCCGCUCCAACACCUUCUUCUGUUCCGAGAAGUCCGUCACCGCCGUUGUUAUCAAGGGACUUGCUGAUCACAAGGAUCAACUUGGAGCUCCUCUAUGCCCUUGUAGGCAUUAUGAUGACAAAGCUGCUGAGGUAGCACAAGGAUUUUGGAACUGCCCUUGUGUUCCCAUGCGUGAGAGGAAGGAAUGCCAUUGCAUGCUUUUUCUUACCCCCGACAAUGACUUUGCUGGACAAGACCAGGCUAUAACCUUGGAGGAGAUCAAAGACGCAACAUCAAAGAUAUAACCUCAGUGCACCUUUUCUUCCAUUAUUCUGCUUGACACCAGAGUUUGUAUAUGUAGUCUCUGUAAGAUGACAUUCUACCGAUGAAAUCGGUCAUGAUAAGAUGUGUAGUAAACAACAAUUUGUCGUUCCUUAGCUUUCAUGUUCUUGCUUUUGAACAUGGGAAAACACGCUCCCACUAAUACAACAGCCUAUUAACUACGCACUUGAUACAAAGCAUCAUGUUUGUUCAUCCUUUGAAUCAAAGGUAUGAUAUUUUCCGAUUGA